Messenger RNA from Neomonachus schauinslandi (Hawaiian monk seal), 1807 nucleotides. It is a transcript of the gene MMP25, whose product is annotated as matrix metallopeptidase 25. Gene Ontology annotation, biological process: proteolysis; collagen catabolic process; extracellular matrix organization. Gene Ontology annotation, cellular component: extracellular matrix. The transcript is spliced from 10 exons. Lineage: Eukaryota; Metazoa; Chordata; Mammalia; Carnivora; Phocidae. Bases 65 to 1744 code for a protein of 559 amino acids. The record is from RefSeq and is a predicted model, not a curated record. Gene Ontology annotation, molecular function: metalloendopeptidase activity; zinc ion binding.
GUCCCGGACCCCUCCCCCAGGUCCGCAGAGCGGCCCUGGGCAGGUCCCCUCGAGCCCCGCGGGCAUGCUCAGGCUCCUGGCGCUGCUGUUCCCGCUGCUGCCGCCGCCCGCGCGCGCCCGGGAGCUCUCCGCGCAGGACGUGAGCCUGGGAGUGGACUGGCUGACCCGCUAUGGCUAUCUGCCACCACCCCACCCUGCCCAAGCCCAGCUGCAGAGCCGUGAAAAGCUGAGGGAUGCUAUCAAGGUCAUGCAGAGGUUUGCUGGGCUGCCUGAGACAGGCCUCCUGGACCCAGUGACGAUGGCCACCAUGCAGAGGCCCCGCUGCUCCCUGCCCGACGUGCUGGGGGUGGCGGAGCUGGUCAGGCGCCGCCGCCGGUACGCUCUGAGCGGCAGCACGUGGAGGAAGCGAACCCUGACGUGGAGGGUACGCUCCUUCCCGCAGAGCUCAGCACUGACCCAGGAGACGGUGCGGACCCUCAUGCACCAUGCCCUGACCACCUGGGGCAUUGAGUCAGGCCUCAAAUUCCAGGAGCUGGUUUCUCAGGACCCAACAGAGCCCGACAUCCUCAUCGACUUUGCCCGGGCAUACCACCAGGACAGUUACCCCUUCGACGGGCAGGGAGGUACCCUAGCCCAUGCCUUCUUCCCCGGGGAACACCCCAUCUCUGGGGACACUCACUUUGAUGACGAGGAGACAUGGACUUAUGGGUCAAAAGAUGGUGAGGGGACUGACCUGUUUGCUGUGGCUGUCCAUGAGUUUGGCCACGCCCUGGGCCUGGGCCACUCCUCAGCACCCAACUCAAUUAUGAGGCCCUUUUACCAGGGCCCCGUGGGCGACCCCCACAAGUACCGCUUGUCCCAGGAUGACCGUGAAGGCCUGCAGCAACUCUACGGGAAGGUGCCCCAAACCCCAUAUGACAAGCCCACAAGGAAACCCCUGGCUCCUCCUCCCCCGCCCCCUGCCGUGCCCCCGGACAGCCCCUCUCUUCCCAUCCCUGACCGAUGUGAUGGCAAUUUUGACGCUGUCGCUAACAUCCGUGGGGAAAUCUUCUUCUUCAAAGGCCCCUGGUUCUGGCGCCUGCAGCCCUCGGGACAGCUGGUGUCCCCCCGGCCCGCCCGGCUCCACCGCUUCUGGGAGGGGCUGCCCGCCCAGGUCAAGGUCAUCCAGGCCGCCUACGCCCGGCAUCCGGACGGCCGCAUCCUCCUCUUCAGCGGCCCCCAGUUCUGGGUGUUCCAGGACCGGCAGCUGGAGGGCGCCCCGCGGCCGCUCACGGAGCUGGGGCUGCCGGCGGGAGAGGAGGUGGACGCCGUGUUCUCGUGGCCGCUGAACGGGAAGACCUACCUGAUCCGCGGCCGGCGCUACUGGCGCUACGACGAGGCGGCGGCGCGCCCGGACCCCGGCUACCCCCGCGACCUGGGUCUCUGGGAAGGGGCGCCUCACGCCCCGGACGAUGUCACCGUCAGCAACACAGGUGACACCUACUUCUUCAAGGGCGCCCACUACUGGCGCUUCCCCAAGGGCAGCGUCAAGGCCGAGCCCGAGGCCCCCCAACCCAUGGGCCCCAAGUGGCUGGACUGCCCGGCCCCCAGCGCUGGCCCACGCAUCCCCAGGCCCCCCAAAGCGACCCUGGAACCUGGGACCUGCGAUUGUUCGUGCGAGAUCAAUCACGCCCCAGGGCGGCCGUCGCUGUCCUUCCUGCUGUCCCUUCUGGCCGUGCUGGUGGGGGGCGUCGCCUCCCGUUAAGGGGGACGGGUCUCCCAUCGCGGGUCUGUGUGUGUGUGUGUGUGUGUAUGGGGGGGGUGUCGU